Molecule: messenger RNA, 2037 nt
Organism: Diaporthe citri
Lineage: Eukaryota; Fungi; Ascomycota; Sordariomycetes; Diaporthales; Diaporthaceae
Exons: 2
Coding region: 1-2037 (678 amino acids)
Source: RefSeq, a predicted model, not a curated record
AUGCAGUCACAGUACAAUACAGUCCCGAUGUAUCCACUCGGAAUCACCACGGUGAACAUUUCGAACGAGACGGUCCAGUUCGACCAACACGGCUACUUCGCAUACUUGCUUGCGAACGCCUCUGGCAAUCCUCCGGCACUCUCAACCGUCUUUGAGGACCCAGAAGGUGCAAAGAGCUUCUUCUCAAACUACUUCCAGCAAUACACCGCCCUCCUGGCUCACACCUCCCUUAUGCAACCAGUUUCAACUCUCUCUGAAGGAACAGCAGUAGAGGUAGUGAACCGAUUCUUGGCGCUGGUUCUGGUCGGAAUCACCAUAGCCCUCGAAGUCACGCUCAGAAUCUCGAAUCGAAAUGACGGCUUAGCAGACGUGCCAUCUGAAAAUCAGUACAUCAGCUAUCUAUGGACUACACUGCCUACUGUCAUAUUUACCCUCAUCAGCAUGUAUUGCUCUUCAGUGGAUUUCGACACGCGUGCUCUUGCGCCAAGCCUCCAUCUGGUCCAAGGAUCCAGUUUCGAAUCAUCAGUCGGGUUAGACUUGAUCAACAAGCAUCCACUUCUGCUUUUCUACGAAGAGCUCAGGAGCAGGAGUUUCGAAGCUAUGGCGUCGACUCUGGCAGUCACGCUUACAUCCUUCUUGACCAUCUUCUCAGCUGGCCUCUUCUCUGGAGUCUACGUUGCCACCAAAAUCUCAACUCAGCUGCAUGUAGCCGACUUCGUAUGGUAUGGGGUAUCGGGAGCGAGUAGCAAUACCUUCUACCCGGAUUAUUCGCUCGUGACAGCUGCGCUGAUCCUUAAUUGCAACCUGACGUACCCGCCUUUCACAUACGAGCACCUGAUCAUACCGAACAUGACGGUUGAUCAAGGCUUUCUCAGAAGGCAUCCUGACUCUUCCAAUGUGGAGUUUUCAGUCACUCUCCCAGCCGUGCGCCCUUCUUUUGCGAACUGUCGCUUGUACGAUUCCUCUCAAAUCCGAAUAGACUUUGCGUCGGCGCCGCAAGCUGGGCCGGUUGUGGUGAUCGAGCCCGAGCAAUGCAUCGAGAAUGGAACAACGAAGUCGUGGAACUUGAGAGUCUACAGGUACGGCCCGGUCCCGUCGCCACUUCCCUCUCAUGCAUACUUCGGUGUCGGCUCGGCGUCGGAUAGGUACGCUAGGGGUUGUAGCGAGCGACUCUGGGCGUGGGGUCACUGGAUACCAGGGGUUGAGAAUGGCUCAUCUCCAAAGGUCAUGUCGGUAUCAGCACUUGGGUGCAACGAAAGCAUGGAAAUUGUGGACGUUUCGGUCCCUCUAUUUGGCUCCGAUCUGGCCAUCAACCCGAAAUUUCCUCCUAUUGCGAAUGAAUCCUCCACAAGCGCUGUGGUCAUUCAAUGGGGCUCUCCACUCGGAUUUGACUUCUAUCCAAGCUUGCCAGGCCUGUCUACCAACAUGACAGACAGGGUUUUUGAUAAAUUCUUCACCUUGCUCACGACAUCGCGAUAUGCGGUGCCAUUUGAUAUGAUUAGCAACGGGUCUCAAGCCUCGGCGGUCGCGGAAGCGGUUCAAUUCCAUCACUGCGUCCUGGUCGCUCAGAUGACAGCUGCCAUUCGAGGGCUCAACUUUUAUCACAACGAUACAGUUCUACGCAGCUAUGGAUACGAGAUUGUGCCGGGAACCAACAGAACUUCCUCCUACAACGUCACAGGCUCUAUCCCGUCGAGCCGGCACAGGGUCGUUCAAGGGAGCCUAUCAACUCGCUUUCUCCAGGGAUUGCUCAUCCCAGCUUUGAUGUGCUGCCUAGCCAACUGGUAUCUCAUCCGCUCAGCUGGGGGUUGCCAGAUGAUCCCGAGAAAGCCAACUACAAUCGCAAAUGUCGCAGCACUUCUUGCGGAUAGUGACAUCAUUGAACUUUUGCCACCGGAAAACACCGACGUGACUGCUUCAAAGGAGACUAGGAAGGAAUAUGGACGGCUGGAAGACUGUAUUUUCCGACUUGGCUGGAGAGAAUUGGAUGGGCAUCCGGAGCAAGUGUACUCUAUUUGCGUUUCAUCAACGAAAUGA